Epinephelus lanceolatus (giant grouper) is the source of this 1955-nucleotide messenger RNA. RefSeq names its product ankyrin repeat domain 9 (gene ankrd9). The record is from RefSeq and is a predicted model, not a curated record. NCBI's taxonomy places the organism in Eukaryota, Metazoa, Chordata, Actinopteri, Perciformes, Serranidae.
GAGGACGGAGGUUUGACUGAGAGGCAGACUGUUUGUGUCUGAACCAGGAUCAGUCAGGGAGUCUGUCUCCCUCAGACAAGGCGUGUCUUGUGUUUUCUUUAGGACAGGCGUAAACAGUGUCUCUCCAGGUGCCUUCAGGACAGGCGUUAACAGUGUCUCUCCAGGUGUGUCUUGUGUCUCCUUCAGGACAGGUGUACACAGUGUCUCUCCAGGUGUGUCAUCAUGCCGUGGCUGUUGUCCUCUCAGUUGGAGCAUCUGUCUUCGUCUCCGACUGAGCGUCAGUGUGAGCGGACAUCGUUUUCGUUCUACUGUGCAGUGCGGGAGCAGCUGCCAGUCUGGCUGCUGGAGGACAUGCGUAGUAUGGAGGUCUUCAGCUGGGAAGACGGACAGCCUCGACCCUUCCUGCCAUCUGAGGCACUGCUCUAUGCGCUUGUGCACGACCACCAGGACUAUGCACGCUACCUACUCACCACGUACUCAUUGAGCGCGCUCAAACCGCCUCGCUGCAGCUUCUGCUGCUGCCGCAGUAGCGGCGCGCCACACCUGACCAUGGCGGUGCGCUAUGACCGCGUGUCGAUCCUUAGCAUGAUGGUAGAGGCUCUGAAGGACUGUGACUCGAAGAGCAUGCGGCAGAACUAUCUGGACAGCUGUGGCGGCUGCUCACAUGUGGCAGACUCAGGGAAGACGGCGGUGCAGCUGGCGGUGGAGCUGUCACGGCCUGAAUGUCUGUUGCUGCUGCUGGCUCACGGUGCGCUGCCUGACGGCCUCGAUGCCGCACUGCAGCGACUUGUAACCUCUGAGGCGACAGACCGACGCCACGCACAGCGCUGCCUCGACUUUCUACUGCUCUUCCUGCCAGAACCACCGUCGCUGUGCCACCUGCGGGACGAGCCACAUCGUUGGCAAGGCCUGCUGGGAAAUGAAGUGUUCAGCUGGCUGUGCGGUCUAGCCCCGCCCCCCCUACUGCUGCAGGCACUCAGGUGUUUGGCCCGGUCCGGCCCUGACCACAUCACCACGCUGCCUGACUUCCUGCAGCCACACAGCUGGCAGUGACAUCAUCUGUCACCAUGCAAACAACACUGCCAUCACCUCAGGACUGCUGUGAUUGGACGGUAUAUUGAUGAUGUAAAUAGAAUGUAAAUCAAGACUAAAAACAGACCUGAUCACUGAUCGGCGAUCAAUUCUGCUGAGUCACCUACAGAGUCUGACACAUGUAAAUCUGAUGUUUCUACCUCAGUGUCCUGACGAGACAGAAGAAGAGUUCUCUGUGCUUUAACGCUUCACAACAGGAAAUACGUCUCAGGUUCGAAUCCGGCUCGACAUCAUUGUUUCCUGUCAUCUCUGCACCCUGUCUAAAAAAAGACAUUCAAAAAUAAAUAAAAUAUAUUCGAUAUCCUCAAUCAUAUCACUUAAUCAUCCCCUCAGUUUAUAAAUUGUCAGAUACAGGAACACAACACCUCAUGUUAGAAACACAACUGAUCCCUGUCAGUCUCCUCUGUGUGAGUGUGUCUGUUCAUGUCCGAUCCAGAACCAGAGAGAGGAGGUGUCCAUUUUAAUCGCACUGACUCUUGUGUCCUGAAUGAAAAACCUGUAACACAAUGAGGAACGUGUUUCAUGUGAAUAUCAAAGGGAGAUUACACCAGUUUUCUGGACGUACAGAGGCCUAAUGAUCUCACUGACUUCAUUCAACGGGAUGUAAGAUCAGACAUACACUUUACUACCUGGCAAGUAAAUCAUUUCUUUUUGUUUCUUUCCUUCUUCAGCUCAGGUCUUUGAUCAACACUGUGAUGUAAAUAAAAUGUAUUUAUCUUAAAAAAAUGACAGACAUUUGCUUCUUGUAUGUUGGAAACACUUGUUGACGUGUUGUCUGAAACCUGUUGGGCUCAUGUUUUGUUGAAAAUCAUGUUGAAAAUAAAUAAAACCCAACUGCUUCAUGCUGCUGCAACGCUUUAAAA